UCAGCAACUACAAGUAACCUACAACAACCUACAACCACAAGUAACCUACAGCAACCUACAACCACAAGUAACCUACAGCAACCUACAACCACAAGUAACCUACAACAACCUACAACCACAAGUAACCUACAGCAACCUACAACCACAAGUAACCUACAGCAACCUACAACCACAAGUAACCUACAGCAACCUACAACCACAAGUAACCUACAGCAACCUACAACCACAAGUAACCUACAACAACCUACAACCACAAGUAACCUACAGCAACCUACAACCACAAGUAACCUACAACAACCUACAACCACAAGUAACCUACAGCAACCUACAACCACAAGUAACCUACAGCAACCUACAACCACAAGUAACCUACAACAACCUACAACCACAAGUAACCUACAGCAACCUACAACCACAAGUAACCUACAGCAACCUACAACCACAAGUAACCUACAGCAACCUACAACCACAAGUAACCUACAACAACCUACAACCACAAGUAACCUACAGCAACCUACAACCACAAGUAACCUACAGCAACCUACAACCACAAGUAACCUACAACAACCUACAACCACAAGUAACCUACAGCAACCUACAACCACAAGUAACCUACAGCAACCUACAACCACAAGUAACCUACAGCAACCUACAACCACAAGUAACCUACAGCAACCUACAACCACAAGUAACCUACAACAACCUACAACCACAAGUAACCUACAGCAACCUACAACCACAAGUAACCUACAGCAACCUACAACCACAAGUAACCUACAACAACCUACAACCACAAGUAACCUACAGCAACCUACAACCACAA
Molecule: messenger RNA, 823 nt
Organism: Procambarus clarkii (red swamp crayfish)
Lineage: Eukaryota; Metazoa; Arthropoda; Malacostraca; Decapoda; Cambaridae
Source: RefSeq, a predicted model, not a curated record